AUGGAUUACCUAUUCUUGAGGAAAAACGGCAUCAUUGAGCCAGCACAAGACAUGGAUCCUUAUCCCUGGAUAAUCUGGUAUAUCUGGAAGGCUAGGAAUGACAAGCUCUUCAGGGGGAUAGACAGAGACCCAUUAGAGCUGGUUAGAUAUGCAGAAAGUGAAUACCAAGCCUGGUUUGAUGCGAAUGAAGUGCCACAACCAGUGAUACAGGAAAACAAUACCGAGGAACCCCAAGUCUUAAGCUUGGCGGAUGUGGAUGAGUUUGGAUGGACAGUGGUGGGAACAUACAGCUUAUGGGGACCAGAAAUAUCACUCGACGUGAAUCAGCCCUGCAUUCGGAACUAG
Brassica napus (rape) is the source of this 345-nucleotide messenger RNA. RefSeq lists its product as uncharacterized. The record is from RefSeq and is a predicted model, not a curated record. The transcript is spliced from 2 exons. The coding region runs from base 1 to 345 and encodes 114 amino acids. Lineage: Eukaryota; Viridiplantae; Streptophyta; Magnoliopsida; Brassicales; Brassicaceae.